Messenger RNA from Histoplasma mississippiense, 1200 nucleotides. Its product is annotated as tyrosyl-tRNA synthetase. The record is from RefSeq and is a predicted model, not a curated record. Bases 1 to 1200 code for a protein of 399 amino acids. The transcript is spliced from 3 exons. Lineage: Eukaryota; Fungi; Ascomycota; Eurotiomycetes; Onygenales; Ajellomycetaceae. Gene Ontology annotation, biological process: tyrosyl-tRNA aminoacylation. Gene Ontology annotation, molecular function: tyrosine-tRNA ligase activity; ATP binding.
AUGGCAAACGAAUUAUCGCCCCGAGAGAAGAUCGAUCUGAUCUACCACAAUCUUCAAGAAGUCCUGAAGCCAGAGAUUAUCGAAGAUGUCAUCUUGCGGCAAAAUCGCCCUCUGAAAGUUUAUUUCGGUACCGCAACAACCGGCCGCCCACACUGCGGCUACUUCUGCCCCAUAGUAAAGCUCGCCCACUUCCUCCGCGCAGGCUGCCACGUCAAAAUCCUCCUCGCAGACAUCCAUGGCUUCCUCGAUAACCUCAAGGCGCCCAUCGACCUCGUCAACUUCCGUGCCAAAUACUACCGCUAUGUCAUCACCGCCCUCCUCGAAGCCAUCCACGUCCCCAUCGACAAGCUCGAGUUCGUUCUGGGCAGCGACUACCAGCUCUCCUCCAGAUACACCAUGGACCUGUUCCGCCUCAGCAGUGUCGUGACGGAGCACGAUGCCAAGAAGGCCGGCGCGGAGGUCGUGAAGCAGGUCGACAACGCGCCGCUCUCCGGCCUGAUAUACCCGCUCAUGCAGGCGCUGGACGAGGAGCAUCUGGAUGUCGAUGCGCAGUUUGGCGGCGUCGAUCAGCGGAAGAUCUUCACGCUGGCGCUGGAGACGCUGCCGCGCGUGGGCUAUAAGGAGCGCGCACACCUCAUGAGUCCCAUGGUACCCGGGCUGGCGGGCGGGAAGAUGUCGGCGUCGGACCCAGAUUCAAAGAUUGAUAUUCUGGAUACGUCGGAGGUGGUGAAAAAGAAGUUGAAGAAAGCCUAUGCGGUGCCGAAGGAGACAGAGGGGAAUGGGAUUAUUAGCUUCGUGGAGUAUGUGUUGCUACCCGUGAGUGCGUUGGAGAGGGAUGAUGGGAAAGGGAGCUUUGUGGUCGAGAGGAGGGAGGAGGAGGGCGGUCCGAUUGUUUAUUGGAAUAUUGAGGAUGUGAAGAGUGAUUAUCGGGAUGAUAAAUUAACCCCACAACUUCUUAAAGCCGCCGUGACAACUGCGCUCAACAAGCUCCUCGCGCCCGUCCAGGCCUCCUUCCAAGCUAACCCUGACUGGCAAGAGAUCGAGAAGAAAGCAUACCCGCCUCCACCGGAGCCGGAGAAGAAGAAGAAGAAGCCGAAGGAUAAGGGUAGUAGAUACCCUGGUGGUGGCGGUGGCGGUGGCGGUCCACCAAAAGAGGACGCAGGCAGUGUCGAGGAGAAGCUGGAGAAGCUGGAGGUUUAA